Molecule: messenger RNA, 330 nt
Organism: Lobosporangium transversale
Lineage: Eukaryota; Fungi; Mortierellomycota; Mortierellomycetes; Mortierellales; Mortierellaceae
Exons: 3
Coding region: 1-330 (109 amino acids)
Source: RefSeq, a predicted model, not a curated record
AUGCAUAUUCUUACAAGAGCAGAGGAGGAAUACUUAUUCAAGACCUUAAAAGCGAAUGCACUCAAGGAAUGUGAUCCUAUUGUUAAAGAAUUUGUCGAAUGUACGCAUGGAAAAUUGGUUACUGUCCUCUGGGGCUGUAGGGCACAGCAUAAAGCUAUGAACAAAUGUCUAAUGGCGACAACGCAAGCAGACAUGGACAAACUCAAGAUUCAAUAUCUCAACGACCUUGCUGAAGGGAAAGUCGACCAUGCUAAGCUACAACGGGAGCAGAAGCAAAAGGAAGAAGAGCUCAAAAAGAAGGCCAAGAGCCAUGGCCCUGGCGUCCACUAA